Molecule: messenger RNA, 1939 nt
Organism: Setaria italica (foxtail millet)
Lineage: Eukaryota; Viridiplantae; Streptophyta; Magnoliopsida; Poales; Poaceae
Product: SURP and G-patch domain-containing protein 1-like protein
Exons: 9
Coding region: 196-1449 (417 amino acids)
Biological process (GO): RNA processing
Cellular component (GO): nucleoplasm
Molecular function (GO): RNA binding
Source: RefSeq, a predicted model, not a curated record
CCGGGCCCGGUUCCGCGAUGCGCAUGCGGAAGCCGAAGGAAUCGGUAUCCGCUCCACCGUCAUAUUCUCUCUCGUUCUCCUUUCCCGAUCGAUCCCCAUCCAUCGCCGACUCGCCGUAGACGAAACUUUCCUCUCGACUGCCUAUACCAGCUGUUUUACACAGCCAGUGCUGCAGUGGGGAGCAUCUGCCAAGCCAUGGACAAGGGGCUCUUCGCCAACGACGGCUCCUUCAUGGAGAGGUUCAAGCAGAUGCAGCAGGAGCAGGAAAAGGAGAAGGCUGCCGCAGCGGCAGCCUCAUCGGCACCGCCCAAGCCUGCGAACCCCAAACAGGGGUUCACUGUGGCGGCGAACAAGAGGCCCUUUGAGCUGAAGAAGGCCGGACCGGUCGCCACGGGUGGGAAGCUUGCCUUCAGCCUCAAGAAGGCCAAGGUUGCAAUUGCGCCUGUUUUUGCGCCCGAGGAUGACGAUGAGGAGGGUGCAGCGGAUGUGGAGAGGGAGGAGCCCGCCAAGCGUCAGAAAUCUGUGAAAGCUGAUACUCCUGCGGUGGCUGCCCCGACGGGGGCUGUUGCCCCACUACCAAAUGAUAUAACAGUGAGGCAAGUUGCUGACAAAUUAGCAAGCUUUGUUGCCAAAAAUGGGAGACAGUUUGAGAAUAUCACACGGCAGAGGAAUCCUGGAGAUACACCAUUCAAGUUUCUGUUUGAUAAGCACUGUCCAGACUACAAAUAUUAUGAGUUUCGUCUUGCUGAAGAGGAAAAGAUUCUUGCUCAAUCCAAGGAGGCUGAAGCAGCAAAAAAUGCUAACAUUGCUAGCUCCAAAGCACUGGUUGGUCUGCAUAGAAGCUCAUUUGAACAAAAGUCCAACUAUCAAACACCUGCAUCAGCGUUGUAUGGGGCAUAUGAGGGCAGUUCUUCCCAAGGAAGCUCUAGUUAUGGUGAUACGUCUGCACCCUCGGAUCCUGUAGCAUUGAUGGAAUUCUACAUGAAGAAGGCUGCACAGGAAGAAAGGAAGAGACCACCAAGGCAGUCGAAAGAUGAAAUGCCACCACCUCCUUCUCUUCAAGGUUCUCCUAAAAAGGGACACCACAUGGGUGACUUUAUUCCUCCAGAAGAACUUGAAAAGUUCAUGGCACGUUGUAAUGAUGCUGAAGCACAAAAAGCUACCAAAGAAGCUGCUGAGAAGGCUAAGAUUCAAGCAGACAAUAUUGGGCACAAACUUCUGUCUAAGAUGGGCUGGAGGGAAGGUGAGGGUCUUGGUAGCGAGAGGAGGGGCCGUGCAGAUCCUGUUAUGGCUGGAGAUGUGAAGAAGGAUCAUCUUGGUGUUGGUGCUGUCCAGCCUGGUGAAGUCACAUCUGAAGAUGACAUCUAUGAGCAAUACAAGAAGCGAAUGAUGCUAGGCUACCGUUAUAGGCCAAACCCACUGAACAAUCCAAGGAAAGCAUACUACUGAUGCAAGGGAGUUCAUCCGAGGGGAGAUGUAAGGCACCAUUUUUUGUUCACAGAACUAAUAGGUUAGGUGAUAUCACUAACAGCAUUGAAAGUUUUUGUUCAUCAACAGAAAAGCCAAGAAGUCAUUUAUUCAGGACAAACUUGGAAUGCCACAGAUCUGAGGCUUCCGGGGGUUCUACAGUAGCUUUGUUCUUUGUGUAGUGUUGAUCAGUGUAUUUUUCAAUACACAUACAUUGUUGGCGCUGAAAUCAAGAGUGUUUGGAACAGCGAUGUAUUGCUUUCUUUAUGGAUGACUAUAUUUUCCUCAUUAUUAUUGUUAUUAUUUUGGUGCUGGUAAGGAUAAGCCACAAAAUUGCUAUGCAAGGGUUCUAUCUGAAUCGAAUCAACUAUCAGUGUUAGGAAGUAUAUAUGGUCUGCUUGCUCCAAUGUAGAUGUUUCUGCAAAUUGGAAACUGAAUGAUGAUUUACCUUUUAUAUAGUAGUUAUGAGAAA